GUAAACACACCAUAACAGCGUAAAUUAAAAUAUUUAAACGGUAGUAGUUCCACCAAAGGCCACUUCAUCACCAAUUUCAGCAUCAUCCAUGUAGAAAUCGGACACGUCAAAUUUAGGCAAAAUUGGGUUGAUAUUAUCAGCAUAAUUAGCCUCCACAUUUUUUCCUUUUCCUUUUGUGGAAGCUUGAUUUUAAACUUUCAUGAAGAUGGUGGCGAAGGAAAAUUAUGGCUUUUGCCUUUUGCUGAGAUGAUGAUGUAUUGUUUUCAGCAAUUGUAUUUUUGAGGCCAUUAGCCUUGAGUCUUAUAUACACACUCAUCCUAAACAAUCCUUUAUAUUUUUUAUAUCUAUGGAUACGAGAAUAAAUGAGAAGAAAAGGGUAGAAGCAAGCCUCUUUCCGUCUCUCCCAUUCCCCACGAACGCUGAAUGCUAUUCGCCAUUCUCGCCACCCACUGACCCACGAUGAGAUCUUCUUCACCGCCCACCUCUAAUGUUUUCGUUCUCUUUAUGAUCCGUCUUUGUCCUUCAAUUUCCAGCACGGCUAUGCCGUUCGUGCAGUGGGGUGUGGACCUCGUAGGCGCACUCCCUAGAGGCACCGGGGACGUGAGGUACGUCAUAGUGGCUAUCAACUACUUCACAAAGUUGGUGGAGGCGGCGACGCUGGCAACGGAAGUUGGAAGCCUGCAAAGAGGAUUGGACAGAGGAGCUGCCCUACAUCUUAUAGACUUACUGGACCACGCCCCAGAAAGCGACCGGGGAGAUCCCCUUUGCUUUAUGUUACGGCUUCGAGGCAAGGGCACCCGCAGAGAUCUCCACCUCCGUCAUGACUCAUUACGAGGAGAUCUUCGAUCCCGAAUGCAACAAAAAAGCUUUGGCGGCAGAGCUCCAUCUCGUACAUGAGAGGUGGGAAGUGGCCUUCACACGAGCAGAGAAUUAUCGAAAGAAGGUGAAAAGCUACCACGAUAGACGGGUUCGCACGCGCGGCUUUGUUGAAGGAGACUAGGUGCUGUGUAGGGUUGUAAAUGAAUCGAAUAUUUUUAA
Messenger RNA from Cuscuta campestris, 1038 nucleotides. The record is from the annotation of a GenBank genome assembly. NCBI's taxonomy places the organism in Eukaryota, Viridiplantae, Streptophyta, Magnoliopsida, Solanales, Convolvulaceae.